GGCCGGCCAGUAGGGCUUCUGCACUACACUUCCCAUGGUGCUUCGGGGCGAGUCCCGUGACUGAGUGCCUGGCCCAGCUCAGAGCGGAGGGAGCGAGGUCCCCCUGUCCCUGAAUGUUCCGGCCUCAUGGAGGAGGUGGACAAGAUCCUCAUACAUUCCCUCCGCCUCUCUGGGACGGACAUCCCGGAUGAAGUCCAAAGUAUCCGUGAAUUCACCACUGAGCUGAUUAUUGAGUCUGUGGUGCGAUGCCUCCGUGUCAUCAGUCCUUCAGUGGGGGCAGGCCUCAGCCACAUCCUGCCUCCUGGCAUGUCAGCUCGCUUCCGGAUAGGCAUGAGCUUGGCACAGGCUUGCCAGGACUUAGGCUAUCAAGGAGAGGUGGGCUACCAGACCUUCUUGUACAGCAGCGAACCUGAAAUCCGACGCCUCCUCCUCUUCUUGGUGGAGAAACUCCCACGGGAUGCCUCAGAAGAUGCUGACCAGCCUGUGGGAAAGUCGGCCACACUUCACAAAGCCAUUGCUGCUGCUGUCAAGGAGCAACUGGCCAUUCCAUGGGUGCCCCCCUCCUGCCGUACCCCUCGCUUGCAACUUUUACAGGGUUCCUGCCUAUUGAAGCGAUUCCAGGCUCAACCUUUGGUCCUACAUCGGGAGUCAGACCCCUUCCUUGGAAAGGUACCCCAAGAGAGAAAAGAGUUUUUUGUCAAGUUCCUGCCCCCAGUGUCAGCCCAGCUGCCCCAACCGACAUCCUUGGUGCCCUCUCUGUUUGAACUCAACAUGGCUGAACUCAGUGCAGCCCAAGACUGGGAGAAUGAGUGGAAGAGCCAGGGCCUUGGAUCACGCAUGACUCCAGAGGAAUACCGCCAGUGGAAACAGCAGCGGUUGCAGCGCCGUCUCCUGGACCAGCUCCGGCAAGGGGCUUCUCGUGCUGCUUCAACCCACCCAGGAACAACCUCCCGUGACCUAAUCCAGCUCUUGGGUACUUUUGGCAUGGGCCGUGAGCAUGCUGGAGCUCUGGCCAAGGGGUCUCGCUUCACCCAUUCCCAGCAUUUGGCCUGUAAGCAGGAAGAAGAGCCUCCAAUUCAAGUGCAAGUGUUGCCCAUCUCCCGUUCAUCCGAACAGGAGUUACGGGAACACCAGGCAGCAGAACUGGAAGCCCUAGAGACUGAACUGGGCCACCUCGUGGGGCAGAUCACAGAGAUUGAGGGUCAGAUGUCGACACUGGGGCUGACCUUGACGCAGGUGGAAGGGGAAGUGCGGCAGCAUCAGUUAGGAGUGACAGAGCGAGAGCAGACCCUGCGUGUCAAGGGACAGACUGUGGAGCUUCUCCCUGAUGCAGAAAACAACAUGGCUAAGCUGCAGGUGGUAGUUGAGAGCAGUGCCCAACGAGUCAUCCAGCUGGCUGCCCAAUGGGAGAAGCACCGGGUGCCUCUGAUCCAGGAAUUUCGGGACCUCAAGGCUCUCCAUGAUUCCAAAGAGCUGGAAUCCUCCCGGCGCCUUUCUGAGAUCAGGGAGCUGCACGAACGGAUCCGGUCAGCUGCUGAGGAAGCUAAACGCAAGGAUGAUGUCUACAAGCAGCUGCUUGUGGAGAUGGAAUCACUUCCCAAGGAUGUUUCCCGCUCUGCCUACACCCAGCGCAUCUUGGAGAUUGUCAGUAACAUUCGGAAGCAGAAGGAGGAGAUCACAAAGAUCCUAUCUGAUACCAAGGAGCUCCAGAAGGAGAUUAACAGCCUCACCGGGAAGCUCGACAGGACCUUUGCUGUCACUGAUGAGCUGAUCUUCAAGGAUGCCAAACGCGAUGAGGCUGUGCGGAAGGCAUAUAAGUAUUUAGCAGCCUUACAUGAGAAUUGCAGCCAGCUGAUCCAGACGAUUGAGGACACAGGGACCAUCCUACGGGAAAUCCGAGACCUCGAGGAGCAGAUUGAGAGUGAAACAAGCAAGAAAACAUUGAGCAAUUAUGAGAGGAUCCUGGGCGAUUACCAGGCCGUGAAACAGGAGAACGCAAUACUGCUCAGCCGAUCCCAUGAGACGUGAAGAUCUGUGUCCCAAUGUGCAGCCACAUGGUGCUUCUGGGGGCCUGGCCUCUCUCUCUCCCUUCACCCCCACUCUGCUGUGCCUCUUAACAAGAAAGAGCAUGGGGGAAGAGUACUGUGUUCCUUCCUCUGGGCACUCUGGGCAUUGUGAGUUGCCUAAAACUGAGCCAAAGUGUGGCACAUUUUGGGGGGGGGGGGGGAGUGGAUCCCUUGUGCUAUUCUUACGAAACAGAUUGUAUAUUGGAGAAGCAGACGCCAGGGCACAAGGUGCUGCUUCCUCCACUAACAUUUCAAGCAAACUCCCAGUUUCUUUUCCUCUCCUUGGGAUUCAACAAUAAAAUCACUUUUCUUUUCUUGUU
Anolis sagrei ordinatus is the source of this 2386-nucleotide messenger RNA. It is a transcript of the gene CCDC22, whose product is annotated as coiled-coil domain containing 22. Gene Ontology annotation, molecular function: cullin family protein binding. The record is from RefSeq and is a predicted model, not a curated record. Lineage: Eukaryota; Metazoa; Chordata; Lepidosauria; Squamata; Anolidae. Gene Ontology annotation, biological process: positive regulation of ubiquitin-dependent protein catabolic process.